Zonotrichia albicollis (white-throated sparrow) is the source of this 10693-nucleotide messenger RNA. It is a transcript of the gene PLXNA4, whose product is annotated as plexin A4. Lineage: Eukaryota; Metazoa; Chordata; Aves; Passeriformes; Passerellidae. The record is from RefSeq and is a predicted model, not a curated record. Gene Ontology annotation, molecular function: semaphorin receptor activity; protein binding. Gene Ontology annotation, biological process: regulation of cell migration; semaphorin-plexin signaling pathway. Gene Ontology annotation, cellular component: semaphorin receptor complex; plasma membrane.
CCUGCAAAGUUUAGGACGACGAAAAGCGCCUUGGGGGACCCCCGUCCAGAGGCAACCUGCGCUCCUCCGCCUUCUCCCCUCUCCCGGAGGACAGAAUUUGCCAGGGAAUUGGCGUUUUGAGGAGUUUUACAGCUUCUAAUCCUUGUUGCCUUGGGAAUACAAACCUCUCUAAUCAUGUCGCCGGCCAUGUGGAAAUGGACUUGCCUGGUUUCCCACCUCCUGCUGUCCACCACAGUGUCACCUCUGGGCAGACAGCAGCCACCCCAUCCAAAGAGGCCCUUCAUCACCUUCACUGCAGAGCAAGCAGAGGGAAACUUCAACCACUUGGUGGUGGACGAAAGGACUGGGCACAUUUACUUGGGGGCUGUCAACAGGAUCUACAAACUCUCCAGUGACCUGAAGGUCCUGGUGACCCACGAGACUGGUCCUGACGAUGACAAUCCCAAGUGUUAUCCUCCCAGGAUAGUCCAAACCUGCAACGAACCCUUGACGCCCACCAACAACAUAAACAAAAUGCUCCUCAUAGACUACAAGGAGAAUCGAUUGAUAGCCUGUGGGAGUCUGUACCAGGGCAUCUGCAAGCUCCUGAGGCUGGAUGACCUUUUCAAGCUGGGAGAGCCCUUCCACAAGAAGGAGCAUUACCUCUCUGGGGUGAACGAGAGUGGCUCUGUUUUUGGAGUCAUUGUUUCUUACAGCAACAUGGACGACAAGCUGUUCAUCGCCACAGCCGUGGACGGCAAGCCGGAGUAUUUCCCCACCAUCUCCAGCAGGAAGCUCACCAAGAACUCCGAGGCUGAUGGGAUGUUUGCAUAUGUCUUUCACGACGAGUUUGUGGCCUCCAUGAUCAAGAUCCCCUCAGACACCUUUACCAUCAUCCCCGACUUUGAUAUCUACUACAUCUACGGCUUCAGCAGUGGGAACUUUGUCUACUUCCUGACUCUGCAGCCUGAGAUGAUCUCCCCACCCGGCUCCACCACGAAGGAGCAGGUUUAUACCUCCAAGCUGGUGAGGCUUUGUAAGGAGGACACAGCCUUCAACUCCUACGUGGAGGUGCCCAUUGGCUGUGAGAAGAACGGGGUGGAAUAUCGAUUGCUGCAGGCUGCCUACUUGUCCAAGGCUGGAGCCAUCCUGGCCAGGUCUCUGGGGGUUGGCCCUGAGGAUGAUAUCCUCUUCACAGUCUUCUCCAAGGGGCAGAAAAGGAAGAUGAAGUCCUUGGAUGAGUCUGCUCUUUGCAUCUUUGUCUUGAAGAACAUCAACGACCGCAUCAAGGACAGGCUUCAGUCCUGCUACAGGGGAGAGGGGACCUUAGAUCUGGCCUGGCUCAAGGUCAAGGACAUUCCCUGUAGCAGCGCGCUGUUAACAAUUGAUGACAAUUUCUGUGGCCUGGAUAUGAAUGCCCCCUUGGGAGUAUCAUCCAUGGUGCGAGGGCUCCCCAUUUUCACCGAGGAUGGGGACAGGAUGACCUCGGUGAUUGCCUACGUCUACAAGAACCACUCCCUGGCUUUUGUGGGCACCAAGAGUGGGAAGCUCAAGAAGAUCCGUGUGGAUGGCACCACCAAGAACACACUGGAGUACGAGAUUGUGCAGGUGGUGGACACUGGCCCCAUCCUCCGGGACAUGGCCUUCUCCAUGGACCAUGAACACCUCUACAUCAUGUCUGAGAAGCAGCUCACCAGGGUGCCUGUGGAGUCGUGCAGCCAGCACGAGACCUGCAGCGAGUGCCUGGGCUCGGGAGACCCGCACUGCGGAUGGUGUGUCCUCCACAACACCUGCACGAGGAAGGAGCGGUGCGAGCGCUCCAGCGAGCCGCGCAGAUUCGCCUCGGAGAUGAAGCAGUGCGUCCGCCUCACCGUGCACCCCAACAACAUCUCCGUGUCCCAGUACAACGUUCUGCUGGUCCUGGAGACCUACAACGUCCCUGAGCUGUCUGCAGGAGUCAACUGCACCUUCGAGGACCUCUCGGAGAUGGAUGGGCUGGUGGUGGGCAGCCAGAUCCAGUGCAUCUCUCCAGCUGCCAAGGAGGUGCCCCAGAUCAUCACAGAGAAUGGCGACCAUCACAUUGUCCAGCUGCAGCUCAAGUCCAAGGAAACGGGGAUGACCUUUGCCAGCACCAGCUUUGUCUUCUACAACUGCAGCGUCCACAACUCGUGCCUGUCGUGUGUGGAGAGCCCCUACCGCUGCCACUGGUGCAAGUACCGGCACGUGUGCACCCACGACCCCAGCUCCUGCUCCUUCCAGGAGGGACGAGUCAAGAUGCCUGAGGACUGCCCCCAGCUGCUGCAGGCCAAGAAGAUCCUGGUGCCCGUGGAGGUGAUCAAACCCAUCACUCUGAAGGCCAAGAACCUGCCCCAGCCCCAGUCAGGCCAGCGGGGCUACGAGUGCAUCCUCAACAUCCAGGGCAGCGAGCAGAGGGUGCCAGCCCUGAGGUUCAACAGCUCCAGCGUGCAGUGCCAGAACACCUCGUACUCGUACGAAGGGAUGGAGAUUAACAGCCUGCCAGUGGAGCUGACAGUCGUGUGGAACGGGAAUUUCAACAUUGACAACCCAGCACAGAACAAAGUUCACCUGUACAAGUGCGGGGCCAUGCGGGACAGCUGCGGACUCUGCCUGAAAGCCGACCCCGACUUCGAGUGCGGCUGGUGCCAGGGGCAGAACCAGUGCACACUGAAGCAGCACUGCCCAGCCCAGGACAGCCAGUGGCUGGAACUCUCCAGCACCAAGGGCAAGUGCACCAACCCCAAGAUCACGGAUAUCAACCCCGUGACGGGUCCUCGUGAGGGAGGCACUAGAGUGACCAUCCGUGGGGAGAACCUGGGGCUGGAAUUCCGGGAUAUCGCCUCCCACGUCAAAGUGGCCGGCGUGGAGUGCAAGCCCCUGGUGGAAGGGUACAUCCCAGCAGAGCAGAUCGUGUGUGAGAUGGGAGAGGCCAAGCCCAGCCAGCACGCCGGAUUCGUGGAAAUCUGCGUGGCCGAGUGCAAGCCCGAAUUCAUGGCCAGGUCUUCUCAGCUCUACUACUUCAUGACUCUGACCCUCUCUGACCUGAAGCCAAAGCGAGGACCAGUGUCGGGUGGCACCCAGGUGACAAUCACAGGCAACAACCUCAACGCUGGCAGCAAUGUCAUUGUGACCUUUGGGAGACAACCCUGCCUCUUCUACAGGAGAUCCACCAAGCACAUUGUCUGUAACACCACGGCCUCCUAUGAAGGCUUUGAGAAGGUGAAGGUGUCUGUGAGAGUGGACAAGGCCAAGAUCCACCAGGAGCUGCACUAUGAAUAUGUAGAGGAUCCCACCAUCCUGAGGAUUGAGCCUGAGUGGAGCAUCUUCAGUGGCAACACUCCCAUUGCUGUGUGGGGAACUCACCUGGACCUCAUCCAAAAUCCCCAGAUCCGAGCAAAGCAUGGUGGAAAGGAGCAUGUCAAUAACUGUGAGGUGCAGAACAGCACAGAGAUGACCUGCCAGGCCCCAGCUCUGGCUGUGGACCCCAAUCACCAGUCUGAGCUCGCCGAGCGCCCCGAGGAAUUUGGCUUCAUCCUUGACAAUGUGCAGUCCCUGCUGAUCCUCAACAAAACCAACUUCACCUACUACCCCAACCCCAUCUUCGAGGUUUUCAAUCCCUCAGGGAUCCUGGAGCUGAAGCCUGGAAGUCCCAUCAUCCUGAAGGGCAGGAAUCUGAUCCCACCGGUGGCAGGAGGCAAUGCCAGGCUGAACUACACCGUGCUGGUGGGGGAGAAGCCCUGUGCGGUGACCGUGUCAGACGUGCAGCUCCUCUGUGAGUCCCCAAACCUCAUUGGGAGGCACAAGGUGAUGGCUCGUGUAGGAGGGAUGGAGUUCUCCCCAGGAAUGGUGUACAUCUCCCCAGACAGCCCUCUGAGCUUGCCAGCCAUCGUCAGCAUUGCGGUGGCCGGCGGGCUGCUCAUCAUCUUCAUUGUGGCCGUGCUCAUCGCCUACAAGCGCAAGUCCAGGGAGAGCGACCUCACCCUCAAGCGCCUGCAGAUGCAGAUGGACAACCUGGAGUCCAGGGUGGCCCUGGAGUGCAAAGAAGCCUUUGCAGAGCUGCAGACAGACAUCCAUGAGCUGACGAGUGACCUGGAUGGAGCUGGGAUCCCUUUCCUCGACUACCGAACCUACACGAUGAGAGUGCUUUUCCCUGGCAUUGAAGAUCAUCCAGUCCUGAGGGAUUUGGAGGUCCCUGGCUACCGUCAGGAGCGGGUGGAGAAGGGCCUGAAGCUCUUUGCCCAGCUCAUCAACAACAAGGUGUUCCUGCUGUCAUUCAUCCGCACGCUGGAGUCGCAGCGCAGCUUCUCCAUGCGCGACCGCGGCAACGUGGCCUCGCUGAUCAUGACGGUGCUGCAGAGCAAGCUGGAGUACGCCACUGAUGUCCUCAAACAGCUCCUGGCCGACCUCAUCGACAAGAACCUGGAGAGCAAGAACCACCCCAAGCUGCUGCUACGGAGGACAGAGUCUGUGGCUGAGAAAAUGCUCACCAACUGGUUCACCUUCCUCCUCUACAAGUUCCUCAAGGAGUGUGCUGGAGAGCCUCUCUUCUCCCUUUUCUGUGCCAUCAAGCAGCAGAUGGAGAAGGGCCCCAUCGACUCCAUCACGGGCGAGGCACGGUACUCGCUGAGCGAGGACAAGCUCAUCCGGCAGCAGAUUGACUACAAGACCCUGGUGCUGAGCUGCGUGAACCCCGACAACGUGAACAGCCCCGAGAUCCCGGUGAAGAUCCUCAACUGCGACACCAUCACCCAGGUCAAGGAGAAGAUCCUGGAUGCCAUCUUCAAGAACGUGCCCUGCUCCCACCGGCCCAAAGCUGCUGACAUGGACCUGGAGUGGCGGCAGGCGAGCGGGGCGAGGAUGAUCCUUCAGGAUGAGGAUAUCACCACCAAGAUAGAGAACGACUGGAAGAGACUCAACACGCUGGCACACUACCAGGUCCCAGAUGGAUCUGUGGUGGCUUUGGUCUCCAAGCAAGUCACUGCCUACAACGCAGUCAACAACUCCACGGUGUCCCGGACGUCAGCCAGCAAGUAUGAAAACAUGAUCCGCUACACGGGCAGCCCCGACAGCCUCCGCUCGCGCACGCCCAUGAUCACCCCCGACCUGGAGAGCGGCGUCAAGAUGUGGCACCUGGUCAAGAACCACGAGCAUGGAGACCAAAAAGAGGGUGACCGAGGCAGCAAGAUGGUUUCUGAGAUCUACCUGACCAGGUUACUGGCCACCAAGGGCACCCUGCAGAAAUUCGUGGACGACCUCUUUGAGACCAUCUUCAGCACUGCCCACCGUGGCAGUGCCCUCCCCCUGGCCAUCAAGUACAUGUUUGAUUUCCUGGAUGAGCAGGCAGACAAGCACAACAUCCACGACCCCCACGUGCGGCACACCUGGAAAAGCAACUGCCUCCCCUUGCGGUUCUGGGUCAACAUGAUCAAGAACCCCCAGUUUGUGUUCGACAUUCACAAAAACAGCAUCACAGACGCCUGCCUGUCCGUGGUGGCUCAGACCUUCAUGGACUCCUGCUCCACCUCAGAGCACCGCCUGGGCAAAGACUCCCCCUCCAACAAGCUCCUCUACGCCAAGGACAUCCCCAGCUACAAGAACUGGGUGGAAAGGUACUACUCAGACAUUGCCAAGAUGCCAGCAAUCAGUGACCAGGACAUGAAUGCUUACCUGGCUGAGCAGUCCCGCAUGCACAUGAACGAGUUCAACACCAUGAGCGCGCUCUCCGAGAUCUACUCCUACGUGGGCAAGUACAGCGAGGAGAUUCUUGGAGCACUUGAUCAAGACGACCAGGCUGGGAAACAGAAACUUGCCUACAAACUUGAACAAGUUAUAACCCUCAUGAGCAUAGACAGCUGAGAACUGUCCUGCCAGGGACACCCUGGGAGGGAUAAACCAAGUCGUGCCUCACUCAAGAUCAUCAUCUUUACCAAGUGCAAGUUUUGAUGGGCUGUAAGCAGAGUCACCCGAACAGCGCUCCUCUCUCUCUCUCUCCUCCCACUCUCUCUUUCUCUCUUUUCCUUCUCUUUCCAAACUAUGGACAAAGCAACAGAGCCCCAGGGGUUAAAAGAAAAGACUGCAGAGGAAUCUUGGCUCUGGGGCCAUGAAGACAUUUGGGUGGAGCUCUCCUUUUCACAGCUUCCCCUCUGCCUUUUGCCCUAGAGGGAAACUAUUGAACGCACGCGAAAACCCCACCAACCCUCGCCCAGCAUCGCAUCCUCACUCUGCAGAGGUGAAACUGGGAGGUAACUUCUGUCAUGCUGCUUUAACUGCCCUCUGAGGGCUGUAGCCUCUGGAGAGGACAUGGAAAUGAACUCAGUAUUACUCAAGUGUCCCCAAGGGGAAGGAAGGCAGCCUGCCUGCAGGGCUCCUGGAGGGCAGAGCCAUUGCAAUUUUAUCCCUCGAUAGCCACCCACUGGGAGAGGAGGCUCCCCCAAAAAUGCCACAGCUGUGUCCAGAGCAGGGCCACCGUGGCUCAUCCUGCCUGUGCAAACAGCUGCUCUCCUGGGGCAGGGAAAGGGUCAAGAGGGGACGAGGAGACCGACACUGCCCUGCCCAUGUGUUUCAUAUGGUUCUUCUUAUUUUCCCAAGAGCCGCGUGUCCCCCUCCGUCUUUCCCGUCGUGUCCUGUUGGUCGUAGCACUGCAGCAAAACGCUCUGUCUGCUGGGUGGCAUCCUGUCUGUGGUGGUGGUCCUGCUCCUCCUGCCCUUGGAGAGCACAGCAUCAUGCCCCUUGUUCCCACCUUGGCUUGGAAAGCAGGAGCCACAGGCCUCGGGUUGUUCCAGGCAAGGAGCUCAGCCUCAAAAGAAGAACCAGAAGGAUUUUUUGUUUUGUUUUGUUUUUUUAAGCUGUUCUUUCCAUUUUGUUUCCUCAACUGGAACACAGCUGUUAUUUUCCCAUAGUGGAAUAUCAGAGGGUUACUGAAAUGCUUGCUGUGAAGUGAGAUGGUGCACGAGGCUGAUGGUAAAGCCUUCCUACCAAGCCGCUCCUAAGAGGAAAUGUCACCACACACUUUGGAAGGAAAUCUUGGAGGAAAUCCAAAUGAAACACUGCAAAAAAUUUCUUCUACCUAGAUGCCCCCAGCCGAACUGCCUGUCUCCUGGAGGUCUCUGAACUGCUGUGAGCCCAUCUGCCUUUUGGUGCCAACUCCUGGCCUUUCCUCUCAUCCAUUUCUGGAACCAACAGGCCUUGGCUGAAGGCACAAUUGCUGCCUAGGAAGGAUUUUAUCUCUCUUUGCACUUCUUAUCCCUUCAGGGAUUGCUGUCACCAUGGGACAAUUGUGGGGGAUCACCCUGUCCCUGUGCCAUCCUCUGCUCAGCUUCUCCAGACCAUCUCGACUUGUUUCAUGGCCAACCAAAGGGGAGUGAGCUCCUGCAUCUCUUUUGCCUUCAGCUGUUCCAUCCGCACGGCUGCCAGCCUGGAUAACACCAUGACCAGAGACCCUCAGGGUGUGGAGAACCUUCCUUGUUCGCCAGGGAGGCAAGAGCUGGGUCAGCAUUCAUCUCCCCAGCCAUGAGCAGAGCUCCCUGGCAGAUGGAGGAGCAGCUGGAGGAUCAGCCCACAUCCACCUCACCCCAUCCUUGGAGCAACAGCCUGGAUCUGCUUUGUGCCUGGAGGGAGGAAGGGGUGCAGGGUGUGUAAAGUGAUUACAGAGCGAGUUUGUUUGGGUUCAUUCCUGUCUCUUGCUGUCAAACCAGAACCUCUUGGGAGUGGCAGAUCCCGGGUGUGCGUGAGGGAUGGUGUGGUGCAAGCAGGAGCCAGGCAGCGGGAGGGUUUCCUUCAGCCAGGCAGAUACACACGUAGGCGAGUCCAAAACCACUCAGUCCAACACUGGACGUGUCUGUGGGGAGAAAAAUCACCAGAUUCACGUUGAAACAGCAAACUUAGGGACACGUCUUGGUUUUAAACCCCCCAGAUAUUUCUCUCUUGAUUGCAAUUCCAAUUAUUUUGUGCGUGUGUAUCUGUGUGCGCGUGUGCGUUUCCUUCCUCUUUUUUAUUUUUGGUUCUGCUUGCUUUCUGUGGGAUUGCUGAGCUGAUGGACUCAUCAUGCACCUUAUGGACAUCUCAGCAGUUUUAAGAGGCCUGCGCAUUGGGGAUGGUUUGGGUUUGGUUGGUUCUGCCAUGGUUUUGUUGAUCCAUUUAAGUAACGUCAGCGCAUGUUCCAGAUCCAUUGAUGAAUGGCUGUGAAAGUGGGAAGUCCCACCAGAGCCAGUGGUAAGAAAAUGACAACAAACAACACACAAACACAGUAUUUUUUAUAAGUACAUAAAUUUAAAAAAAGGAAAAAGAAAAAAAAAAAGGGGAAAAAAUUUAAAAAAAAAAAAGGAAGAAACCAAAGGUUUUGACAAACAAAGUGCCACAACAGAUAAAUAUGGACCCUAUUGUCAUGCCUUGUACUCACAGCUGGAUGGUAGGAGUCUAAGGACAAAGAGCUGGCUUGGAGGGAAGUGGUUAUGAGUGAUGGGCGAUCCUGCCUGGACAUGCGCACAUGAGAGGAAGAAGAAGCUGUUUAACAGAAAAAAAAAAAAACAAAAAAAAAAAGUAUCAAAAUGAACUGGUGUGAUCCUGUACUGUUACUGAAGUCAGAGGAACACCACAGGGGAAAUCUGAGACUCACCCUGUUUCUUUUCGAUGUUUUCAGGGCUGUGUUUUUGGUUUGUUAUGGUUGUUUUCCAUGGUUGUUAUUUUAUUUCUUCUUGCUGGUACGGAGUUUUUCAUCUGUAUAUUAUAUAUAUAUAUUUUUCGAGGAAAAACUUGAACACCUCAGAGACACUGAGAAUGAAACACUUAGGGGAAAUGGGAAGCACCAGGAGAUUGGUGUCUUAACCCUUUCCAAACUUCCCAUUUAGGCAUUUCUGCUUUUCCCCCACCCUCUUCUUUCCCCCAUGCCCGGGAUUUGAAAGAAAAUCUGCGUUUUGCUUCUCUUUCAUCUCCUCUUUAUUUCUUUGUCUUUCUGUUUCUCUUUAGUUUGGUGUUUGAGCUGGAUUUGCUUUUUUGCUUGGAAAAUGUGCCAGAAUUGUGAUGUAAAUGCGUGGGCUUCCUCCCCUGUCCCCUUCAGUGCCCUUCCCAUUUCCAACCAGUGUCCCAGAAUCCCCCAGUCUAUGAGAAGUCUUGGCAUCUUUCUUCCCAGCCUCACCUGUUGAGCUAACUAUUUUUUAAGUGCAUGUAAAAUACAACUAAAAACAAAGACCCAAGCAGAAGAAUGAGCCCUACUACAACACGGAUGCUUUAUUUUCCUUUUAUUUCUGUUCCCCCCACCUCCCUCUCAACACCUGACCAAAAAUUCCUGAAAAAUAAGUAGUGUCCCACACUGCUUUUCAAGCCGAAUGGAGAGAACUGGAGCCAAAGUUCCUAAAAGCCCAUGGACAGGCUCCUAAUAUCCAGAAUAUUCCAGAUGAUAGGCUGAUAUUUACGAGCAUUUCUCAAACACUGCAAUCAAAUAAUUAAUGCUGGCACCUGUAGCACCAUCAGAAACAGGGGAAGGGAACUCAUGAAGACUCUCUGAGGUUCUGUGGAGAGAGUCAACAUUAUUUCUUCACUGCAGAGUUUAUACAGCACAGGAGAACAACUGAGGAGAAAUUCAGCCACCUUCCUCUCCUAGCACAGAAUCGUGGAAUGAUUUAGGUUGGAAAAGACCUCUAAGAUCACAGAGUCUGAAUAUUAAAACAUGCCCCAGUCCUUCUCUUCCCACUCUUCACCCUGUCCUGAACAUAUCCAAAGGUUUGGUCCAACCCAGCACACAUCAGCCUUGCUCCAUUAAAUAAGAGGGCUAUCCCAAUUUUCAUCCCUGUAGUGUUACCACUGCAGUUGUCUUAUCUUGCAUCUUUGACACUGAAGACCAUAAAAUUUAUUGGGUCACAAAGAAGAUUUACCAAAAUUUAAUUUGGUAAUUUCUUAGACUGAAAAAUUAUUUCCAAAGUUUCCCGAUCUUCUGCAUUCACCCACAAGAAAAUGUCUGCCAUAAAGGGAAUGAGACCAAGCAAAUCAGAUAAUUGUAAUUAUUUUUAAUAGUGCUGUUGAAAACCAAUAGAUCAAAUUUGAAGAGUCCAUUCAGUGGUCAGCAUUCCUGUUGAGUCCCCUCUGAAUUUCCUGGAGUCUGGGAUGCUUGUGAGGUAAAAACCCAAGCACACAACAGCCAGUAUCAGAAGGACAGUUGUUCAGAACUAAGUCAAAACAUGAAAUGUAGAUUUGUCCUUCUCCAAGGCUUUAACAAAGUGCUUUGGGAAGAGACGCUGCUAUUUGGGGACUCUUCCAAAGAGGAGAAAUGAAAAUAUAAGUAGUGAGAGUCGUCCUCCAGGGCAGGUGGAGGGUUUGGGAUGUCCUAACUCUUGCCAUCCAAACUUGGUGUGCUGUGUGGCAGGAAAUUGGUGAAACACGUGAACCUCAACAUCAUGGUGUGAACCUCAACCUCCUGCUCAUUUCCAGCCUGAAUUUUCCUGCUUUGCACCUGGUGCAGCUCCCAUUUCAGGGUAGUGCUUGGUCCAUUAAAUCCUGCAGUUUUCCCUCACCUCUGUGACUGUACAAUGCCCCUUUCCCAAAAAAAAAAAAAAAUCUUGCUGUCUUACUGGGAAUAAUGACUUUGUGGAGAAUGCUUUGAAAAUAGAGCUUGUCAACCGUGUUUUAUUUGGGGUGGCCCAGUUCUCUACACUUGGAGAAGCACCCAAGGGGACACAUACUUACAGCAAAAAAAAAAAAAAAA